Molecule: messenger RNA, 830 nt
Organism: Gastrolobium bilobum
Lineage: Eukaryota; Viridiplantae; Streptophyta; Magnoliopsida; Fabales; Fabaceae
Product: NDR1/HIN1-like protein 1
Exons: 1
Coding region: 9-641 (210 amino acids)
Biological process (GO): defense response to other organism
Source: RefSeq, a predicted model, not a curated record
CCGUGACCAUGGGGGAGAAGGUGUGCGACCACCACAAAAGCAAGAAGCACAAAAUCUUCCGGCGCCUCUUCUGGGGCAUCGUGAUCUUCCUAUUCAUCGUGCUCGUAACGAUUCUGAUCAUCUGGGCAGUCCUGAAGCCCACCAAACCAACCUUCGUUCUCCAAGACGUCACCAUUUACGCCUUCAACGCCACCGUCCCCAACUUACUCACGUCCAACUUUCAGGUAACCGUCAACUCCCGCAACCCCAACUGCAACAUCGGAAUCUACUACGACAGUCUUGACACCUACGUCACCUACCGGAGCCAGCAAAUCACCUACCGCACCGCCAUCCCUCCGUCGUACCAGGGCCACAAGGAAGAGGAUGUGUGGUCCCCUUUUGUCUACGGCACCAACGUUCCCGUUGCUCCUUUCAACUUCGUUGGGCUCAGCCAGGACCAGUCCAACGGCAACGUCCUCGUCAUCAUCAAGAUCGACGGCAAGGUCCGGUGGAAGGUCGGUGCCUUCAUCUCCGGCCAUUACAACAUCAAUAUCCGGUGCCCGGCGUUCAUCCCGUUCGGCACCCAGCAGAGCAACGGGAUUGCCGUCGGCAAUAACGCCGUUAAGUAUCAAAUGGUUCAGCAGUGCACCGUCGGCGUUUGAUUUAACUUCAGUCAACGCCGUUGAGUAACAACUUAGCUUUGUUGAAGAUAUAUAAUUGUGUAGCCCUGCUUGCUCUGCUCUUCUCUGCUUCUCGGUAUUACUACAUUUAGUGUUUACAUAAUUAGCUCUUUCUCAUUUCAUUUUUUGUAUACGCGCGUAUUCUUCAUUUCUUCUACGUGUAUCUCCACC